Molecule: messenger RNA, 150 nt
Organism: Morchella sextelata
Lineage: Eukaryota; Fungi; Ascomycota; Pezizomycetes; Pezizales; Morchellaceae
Exons: 4
Coding region: 1-150 (49 amino acids)
Biological process (GO): mRNA splicing, via spliceosome
Cellular component (GO): U6 snRNP; U4/U6 x U5 tri-snRNP complex; Lsm1-7-Pat1 complex
Molecular function (GO): RNA binding
Source: RefSeq, a predicted model, not a curated record
AUGGCUUCUCAACUACUUCCCCUAGAACUCGUCGAUAAGUGUGUGGGCUCCAGAAUAUGGGUUGUCAUGAAAGGCGAAAAAGAAUUCAGCGGGACUUUAGUCGGCUUUGACGAUUACGUCAAUAUGGUGCUCGAGGACGUGACCGAAUAG